This is a messenger RNA of Glycine soja, 1015 nucleotides long. RefSeq lists its product as uncharacterized. Gene Ontology annotation, cellular component: intracellular membrane-bounded organelle. The record is from RefSeq and is a predicted model, not a curated record. The transcript is spliced from 6 exons. Bases 166 to 696 code for a protein of 176 amino acids. NCBI's taxonomy places the organism in Eukaryota, Viridiplantae, Streptophyta, Magnoliopsida, Fabales, Fabaceae.
CAAAAUAUAAUCUUUUUUUUUGUUUUCCUUGGUUCAGCUUGGGAGUGGAGAUUCAGCACCGCGUGCCGGGGUUUCUUGUUGUGAGAGAAAAACCUUUAUUCUCUGUUUUGGGAACAUCUGGGGUCUCAAUUUAGUGGAAGUUAAAUUUUGAAACUUUGGACGAAGAUGGCGAAUUGGGUCCAAAAGAAGAUCACUGAUCCCCUUCUUUCCAUUAUCCGAAGAGGAGCUGAACCAAACCACUUGGCUUUCUCUGCUGCUCUUGGUGUUACAUUGGGACUAUUUCCUAUAUGUGGUGUCACUGUGUUCCUCUGUGGAAUGGCUAUUGCAUUGCUUGGAUCAUUUUGCCAUGCUCCAACUGUGAUGCUUGCAAACUUUAUUGCUACUCCAAUAGAGUUGAGUCUGGUUGUACCCUUUCUACGCUUUGGUGAGGUUAUCUCUGGUGGAUCUCAUUUCCCUUUAACAUCUGAUGCUUUAAAGAAAGUUCUUACUGGCCAAGCUUCACGUGAAGUCUUAUUAAGUGUUGCCCAUGCGUUAUUAGGGUGGCUGGUUGCAUCACCAUUUAUUUUGGGAACUCUAUACAUAGUUCUUUUACCAUGCUUCAAAAUUCUAGUUCAUAAAUUCUCAAGUGUUCCUUUAAGUCCAAAGAAGCCGCUCAAUCCACACUCAGAAGUAAAGCUGAAGGUAAGGGAUGUUUGACAAAGUAGCAACGAGAUCAUAGUGUCAAAAUCUGCUUUGUCACAGUGAUCAGUCAUUGAUUCAUGUUCUUGUGUGACACAAAUUGUACAUAAUUAACAAAAACUUGUCACUGUUUAUAUUGCUGAGAUUGAUGUAUCCUAUUUGUAAACUAUGUAUUUGUAAAGCAUGCCAUGAGUAUGUGAUGUGAUGUUAUUACCAAAAAUAGUAUAUUGUUAUUGGCCAUGGGACAUUUGAAGAUCAUAAGGAACAUGGAGAUCAAAAUUUUCAAAUAGGCUAAAUUAAAAGUGCCAAUAAUGCAGCCGAUAUUUUGUUGCUUUCA